Molecule: messenger RNA, 1727 nt
Organism: Gossypium raimondii (Peruvian cotton)
Lineage: Eukaryota; Viridiplantae; Streptophyta; Magnoliopsida; Malvales; Malvaceae
Product: 26S proteasome non-ATPase regulatory subunit 12 homolog A
Exons: 12
Coding region: 181-1512 (443 amino acids)
Cellular component (GO): cytoplasm; nuclear proteasome complex; proteasome regulatory particle, lid subcomplex
Source: RefSeq, a predicted model, not a curated record
UUAGGGAGAAAACCUUCUAUUCCAUAUGUACCAAAUAGAAAAAAUCAAAACCCGUUUUGACAUGGUUGUCCGGUUCGGAUUUAAAAUCUGCUUUUCUUGUUAUUUCCUCAACUAAAGCAAAAACAGAGUUUGGAUUUUCAUUUUCUUGCCGCUGGGUUUUGUCAUCUGAAGACUGAAGCUAUGGAGGUUAAAAACGGAAAUUUGGAGGCGGCGAUCGACCAGUUGCUUAAUGUUGAGAAGCAGAUGCGCUUCGCCGGCGAUGUCGCUGGAACCAAGAAAGCGGUUACUGACAUUUUGCAGCUUUGCUUUGAAGCUAAAGAUUGGAAGUCUCUCAACGAACAAAUCGUUAAUUUGUCCAAGAAACGAGGUCAACUUAAGCAGGCAGUAACUGCAAUGGUUCAACAAGCAAUGCAGUACAUUGAUGAAACACCAGAUCUCGAAACUCGUAUAGAGCUAAUCAAGACGCUGAACAGUGUGUCUGCUGGAAAAAUUUAUGUUGAAAUUGAGAGAGCAAGAUUGAUCAAGAAACUUGCAAAGAUUAAAGAAGAACAGGGCCUUAUUGCUGAAGCUGCAGAUUUAAUGCAAGAAGUUGCUGUGGAAACUUUUGGUGCCAUGGCCAAAACUGAGAAAAUCGCCUUCAUCCUUGAACAAGUUCGCCUCUGCUUAGAUCGUCAAGAUUAUGUUCGUGCUCAAAUUCUUUCAAGGAAGAUUAGCCCUAGAGUUUUUGAUAUUGACAGCUCAAAGGAAAAGAAGAAACCGAAAGAAGGUGACAAUGUUGUAGAGGAGCCUCCAGCUGAUAUACCUUCACUAUUGGAAUUGAAGCGUAUCUACUAUGAACUGAUGAUACGGUAUUACUUCCAUAACAAUGACUAUCUUGAAAUUUGUCGUUGCUAUAAGGCAAUAUACGAGAUUCCUUCCAUCAGGGAAAACCCGUCUCAAUGGAUACCGGUCUUGAGAAAAAUCUGUUGGUACUUAAUCCUGGCUCCACAUGAUCCAAUGCAGUCGAGCCUUCUUAAUUCCAUGUUGGAGGAUAAGAAUCUUUCUGAGAUUCCAAAAUUUAGGUUGCUGUUGAAACAGUUGGUUACAAUGGAGGUCAUCCAGUGGACAUCCCUUUGGAAUUCUUAUAAGGAUGAAUUUGAGAAUGAGAAGAACAUGCUUGGAGGUUCUUUGGGUGACAAAGCUGCAGAAGAUUUGAAACAGCGAAUUAUUGAGCAUAAUAUCCUUGUUGUUUCAAGGUACUACUCAAGGAUUACAUUGAAGAGACUGGCAGAGUUGUUGUGUCUCACUGUCGAGGAAGCUGAGAAGCAUCUGUCUGAAAUGGUUGUGUCAAAGGCACUGGUAGCGAAGAUUGACUGGCCAAUGGGAAUAGUGUGCUUCCAGGUAGCAAAGGAUAGCAAUGAAAUUCUCAACUCAUGGGCUGUGAACUUGGAAAAACUUCUUGAUCUUGUUGAGAAGAGUUGCCACCAAAUACACAAAGAAACCAUGGUUCACAAAGCUGCUCUGAAAGUGUGAAAAUGAUGAUAUUCAGUGAUUGCAGGUGGUUGAAUGUGUUUGUAACUGAAACUAUAGAAAACCUAGGAGGAGGAAAACAAUGAAGUUGGGUUGGGUUAUUUGUAUUGCUCAAUCAUUUUUGGAGUCGUGCAUUUGCUUGUAUUUUCCCAGUGGAGUUCAAUUCAAAUUCUGGGUGGGAAACAUUUAGCUGAAGAAUACAAGAUAAUUAUUACAUA